AUGUUGGACUUACAAGCCCGAGUCUUACACCAUGACUCGUCUAAAAAAUUAUUUGGUGAUGUGCUUGAAUUGGCACGUCAACUCAUCCUCGGACUCAUCAAUGAUGCUGAAAAAGAGGCUCGACACAGCAUUGAUCAAGCGAAAUACGAGACGCUCACUUUCAUCGACGCACUCCGCAAUGUGGCUUUCGCGAUUCUCCUACAAACCAGUAACCUAACACUGUCAUUUGUCAAUGAGAUCCAACGAAAAGCUGAAGAGUAUGAGGCGAGUGUUAUCGAAAUGAUUGACAGUUUGCACACUUUACCAAGAAUCACUGAAUUCACUGUGCAUGAGGCUCUUUUUGGCGGGGCAACGAUAUUUCAUGACCCUGGCAGCUUCGUCGACAUCUUGUUGACCGUCUUAGAUGCACUUGUUCUGUCGUCAAUUUGGCUAAUGUUAUUGAUGGUUCGUCGUGACUUCAUUCAUCUCUUUUUUGGGAUCAUUUCCUCACUUUUCUCUCUCCAUCUCCUCUCUCGAUUCACGAAUUUGUUGAUCUACGCGAGCUAUGGGCAACUGGAAUUCGAACACUUCGUUGUAUAUGACAUUUGUUUUGUCAAGGACGACGAUAUUAUUUCUAUCGUUUGGCUCAAUGGCACUCCAUCUAAUCGCCCUGGCCACGCAUCUGAAUCGACGACCGCCAAAGUUUUUAGAUUGGAAGAUCUAUCUCCCAUUGGUCGUCCUGUGUUUGUCCCUCUCGAUCCUCUCAAUCUCCGAGGCUCCAUUGCGAUUCUGAUCUUUCUUUUGUGUCCUUGCAAACACGCGAAGUAUUCUCGAUUUGAGAAAGACAUCGCUGUGAAAGAUGCAAAAAGCAACUUGAUCGGGGUCUUGAUUUUCUAUUGUUUCAUCACUUUACCAUUCAUCGUUUUCGAUAUAGGGACAAAUCUUGGCGUUGCGGCAUUGACAAAAUUCACUGAAGAGGCUCAGCAAAAAUUCGCCAUGGAAAGUGUGGAAAGAAGCGAAAAAGUUGCCCGUCGAACUACCAAGAGAGGAAACUCUGAAGAAAUGGCGGAAAAGCAAACGACUACCGUCUAC
Mesorhabditis belari is the source of this 1071-nucleotide messenger RNA. The record is from the annotation of a GenBank genome assembly. Lineage: Eukaryota; Metazoa; Nematoda; Chromadorea; Rhabditida; Rhabditidae.